AUGUCGCCGCCGGGGCCCUCGCUCAACAGCGUUCGCUCCAACCCGGUUUUGCUUCCCUCCCGCCCUCCAGGCUCCGUCAAGGACAUGGCCAACCGAUUCGACCGCGGCGCUACGGCUAUGAGCAAUGCACAACCUGCCCUCACCAUCAACACCGCCCGCGACCGCUACAAACGCCCUACGAACCCCGGCAGGACGGCCCAGAGGUCGCCUACGUCGGAAAAUCGCAAGCUGCAGAAGAGACCACCGGGGACCCGGUCGCCGCGAAAGAGCCCCUCGACGUCGUUUGAGCUGUCCAAUUCGUCCUUCUCCUCGAACACCAGCGCGGGCACGAUGAAGACGACCCGCAGCCAGCCACACGCCGCGUUCAGUCCGAAGCGAGCAAAGUCACCGAGCAAACAGUUACAUGUCAAUUCACGACCGCUCUUCGGCGAGAUCACUGCAGAUGGAAAAUGGAAUGGGAACUUUGACGUGGACUUGGGGAACUAUGGGCCGCUGCCGACGUUUGAGAAGGCUCCACGGCGUGGAAGUGAAGGCAGCUUGGCUUUGGGACAUGGACGGAGCCAGUCGCAUCAGGACAUAUCCACACCUUUGUUGGCGCCUCCUUCGAAGCACAAGCUCAGCCACAAGCGGAGUAGAAGCGACAUGGACACCAUUCAGUCCAUGGCAAUGCCCAGCAUGCCCAACCUUGGCGCCCAAGCGAUACCUGCCCUCUAUCCUACCCCACCGGACUCUGUCAAUCGCCCUUCACGGCAUCGCAACUCACCAUCUGCCUCUCGAAUACCAGUCAGCAACCGACGCCCUUCCGAUACCUCUACCGCAUCAUCAAAUGGCCAAUCACGAGCAGCUUCGGCCAUGUCCAAUCCACCCGACCGAAGACGACUCGCCAAAUCACCUACCAGACCGAGUACUGCGAAUCCUGCCAAUGGGAAAGAGAAUGCUCCAUCUGCAUCUCGAAGCAGAUACCACCCUCCCACCCUUCCACCUGCCCAGCCUGGUCAAACACUCUCUGCGAAGAUUGUCGCUCCAUUGCCGAAGACGUCACCACCGCUGCGUUCCUCACGGCCUAGGCAGCCAGUGAGCUCCGCAACGACUUCAGCGAGCCGCGCUCGUGCUGCAGAGCGAUUUCAAGGUGCGAAUACAAGAGAUGGGCGAAGACCCAGCGAGCAGUGGCUGGGGAAGCCGUACGACCCUCAGAAAGAGCGGUCGAGAAGGAGAAUACCAGAACUUGACCAGAUCAACUUCGAGGAGAGAAGGGAACGAAUACAAAAGGCCAUCACGCAGAGCCUCAAGUCCAGCGAAUCUCAAGAAAGCAUGCGAAGAAGUCACUCCCGAAGUCGAAGCGCAUCCUCGAGAACCCCGUCACGACUCGCCUCGAACGACUACGAACAAGCUGCAGCUGGUGCAGAUGUUGACACGCGACAAAACGUCGAUCAACAGGGCCAGCAUUCUCUGCAACGCGGCCACAACGCAGAACAUGCAAACGGUUACCCACAAGGCUUGAGCGUGGAAACAACGGGCAUCCCGGAAGCUUCUCCAGCAGACGCAGAGCCCUUGACGGGUCAUACCGAUCGGACCAUGUUUGAGGAUGAAAGCCCUGUGCUCGGCCGGCCCGCUGCGGUACCGACAUCAAACCCUCCAGAACCGGCAGCGGAAGAGCCUCCCAUACUCCUAACUCCCGCAACGUACCAACCGCCAACCAAAGCCGUGCCGCUGCCUUCCAUUGAGGUCCCCGCUGACGCACCCGCCGAAGAGGUUCAAAGCCCAAGCAUCUUGGAAAAUGUCAUGCGUAUGCGGGAAAGCAGUCCAUCGUCAGCCAGUCGAACUGGGACUGAAUUUGCCGAUGACAGUGCGUCUGCGGAGGAGAGUCCCAGCGACCUGGGAGAUCGGUGGGGCCUUGGCAACAGUAGUGUGGGUGGUGACCAAGGUUCGAUUCGUAUCAUGCUCGACGAUGACCCAAGCAUUGUGCACCACUCGGAGCCUUGGUCGAAAGACGUGGAACACUCAUUCGAGGAGGUUCAGCACCAGGUACACUCCGAAGAUGACGUCCUCCGCGCCCAGGAGUACAAUCAUCAGGCAUUCACCUCAAAUGGAUACAUGGACUCUCCCGUCGACGAGCCUGAGAGCUUCCCCGAAGACCCGUCGCAAGUCACGCCUCGCAAGUAUCUCUCGAGAGAUGACACGCUUAAGCCGACUACCUUCCACGAAGACGGCGAAUCACCCGAUGCUCAGAAUACCAUAUCGCGUGUUCUCGACUACUACCGCUCGACGGGUUCAUUCACUCCGGAAAUGAUUCAAGCGCUCGAUCCGCACGUGUUGGACUUGCACCGACUGUCUGCUAAUGGCGGAUCAGAUGCCAAUAUGAUACAGAGUCUGUUGGCGAGUGUGAUGAACGCGCGAUCUUGCGAGCAAGAGGACCACGAUAAGCAGCUUCUGGACUCGAGUACGUACGAAAUACCUUCAGUCACGCCGGACACGCCGGACACGCCGCCAAUGGAUGCUGGGUUUGAGCCGGGAACUGUCAUUGUAUAUGGCAGUGAGACUCAUGGAGGUGGUGAAGAUGAUGACUUUGAGGCGAAGAUUCGCAAGGCUGAUGAAGAGUGGGAGCGCCAACAGCGUGGUGAAGAGCCGAUCGUCGACGAUGAUGAGGAGAUCAAGCCUCUACCUCCACCGAAAGACAUUGGAUACACGCCUCGCUCGAGCACAGGUCCGAAUAGUGCAGUCUUCCCGCCCAGCUUGAACGACGCUGGUCUACGGAUUUCGACUUCUGGACAGCUUGACAUCGCGGACAUUCAGGCUGCGGGUGAGAGAGCGGCUGAAUUCACUUCGCCGGACAAUCACAUGUCUGCGGGAUCUGCGCCGCCUCUGCCUUCUCACGCACCUCCUCCGCCACCGCCGGCAGAUAGUGUCAUGAAAGCGCAGUUUGCGCUCCCGGACCUUGCUUCAGCAAAGGCUUAUUCGGAUCGAGAGUCGACGGAGAUGUCGCCCCGGUACCGAAAGACCAAUUGGACUGCUUCUGGCUCGUCAAGACCCUCGAUUGACAGCCAGCGAGUGCCGCCCCAAGUGCCAGCUUCGCAGUCCAUGACUUCAUUUACAGAGUCUACAAGGCAGACCUCAUUCGACACUGGUGCUGAUAGCCAGACUCGUUUGGUGAAGACGACAUCUCCUGGACCUGAGCAGAAGCGACUCAUCAAGCGACGAUUGAUCGUCAAGGAACUUCUCGACACUGAGUACUCGUAUCACCAGGAUUUGAAGAUCGUCGAGGACAUCUACAAGGCUACGUGCACGCCUGAACUGGUAGCGCCUGACGAUAAGAAGGUGUUGUUCGGCAAUUGUGAUGAGGUUGAGCGGUUCGCCAUACAAUUCUACGAUGAACUGCGGAAAGCUGCGGCGCAGAUAUACGUGCCGGCGAGGAACAACAGAUGGGGCGGCAACAAGAGGAGUAGCUUCUCCACGACCCAGAGCGAUGGCACAUCGCAGACGUACUUCAGCGAGCCGGUGGAUGAUGAGAAGGAUCGCAGUACCACCAUUGGUCGUACCUUCCUCACCAACAUGCAGCAAAUCGAGAAGGUGUAUGGGGCGUACCUGAAGAAUCAUGACGCAGCCAACAAGCGGCUUUCUGCCAUCCAGAGCACCACCACCGUCAAGUGCUGGCUCGACGAGUGCCACGCAAAUGCGAGCGAUAUCACAUCGGCCUGGGAUCUGGACUCUUUGCUGGUGAAGCCGACGCAGCGUGUGGGAAAGUAUCCUCUGCUGCUGAAACAACUCCUGGAGACCACCCCGCCCGAGCACCCCGACUUUGAAGAUCUGAGAGCUGCUGCCGACGAUUCGAUCAGCAUGCUUACACGAAUCAACGACGCCAAGAAGCGCGCUGACUUGGUGGAUCAGAUCGUCAACCGCAAGUCACGCAAAGAGUCUGAUGUUCGCAAUGGCCUGGCAAAAGCUUUCGGGCGCCGCACCGAGAAGCUGAAGGAGCGAGUCGGCAUUGCAGAGGUGUUUUCGGAUCCAGACUUUGAUGAGCUUGCUCACAAGUUUGGUGGACACUUCAUCCGGCUCCAGAUCUGCAUGCGGGAUGUGCAGGACUACCUCCAGAAAGCGGACAAUGCCAUCAACUUGAUCAACAACUAUGCGAAUGCAUUGGAGCUGUUCACUGAUGUUCACCAGAGCCAGUUGCCGGAGAUCGAGAGCAAGUGGCGAAGGUACGGCCAAGUCAUCAGGGAUCUGACGCAGAUUGCGUUCAAUGAGCACAAGGCUGCCGUCCAAAAGCGAGUCCUGGCGCCGAUGAUCCAAUGCAUCAAGCUGCACGAAGGACCGCAGAGUGCGAUUAACAAGCGCAAGAAGCGGAUCCUGGACUACGCCAAAUUCAAGUCGGACGAGAAGCGAGGCAUCAAGUCUGACAAGAAGACUGUUGAGGCUGCUGAGGUGUACAUGGCACUCAAUGAGCAGCUCAAGCUGGAUCUGCCGAAGCUGUACAACAUGACGGCGCAGCUCGUCCGCAAUUGUCUGCAUGUCUUCCUUGACAUUCAGCUUACCUGGCACAGCACUUGGGAGAGGAAGUUGAAACCACUCCUGGAGGCCGCUGACAUUCCAUCGAGUAUUCAGCAGAUUGAGCCUGCGUUCAAGCCGGACUUUAUCGAGGUCGAGAAGGAGCUUCAUCAGUUGUCGAUCUGCAAUGGUACGCUCAAGAUCGAGGCUGCCAACUUCCUCUCCCCACAACCCACGUCGAUGGACACCCCAGAGCCUGCGUCGGCUGGCAAGCGACGACCGUCUACGCUUGACAGCUCAAAUCGUACGUUGUCUGUUGGGAGCGAGUCGUCCACAACGCUGGCAUCACGAAGACAUAGCGGCAUCUACAUACCUGGUGCAGAAGUGCAGUCGCCGAUGGAUACCCGUUAUCGGUCGAACUCAGCAAUGUCGACACGCCAUGCGGCUGGUCAAACUCCAGGCUCUGCUCAAUCUGCUAGCCGUCCGUGGUCGAACUCCAACACACCGAACUUGUCGUUUUCGGCGAACCGUCCAUCCACGGGGAAUCAGUCGUACUUCCAGCGAGACUCUACCGACCAAUACCGCAAUCAGCGGCCAGCUUCUGAUGCUACAUACUUCACUGCACGACCGGACCAAGCCGAGUCGCAGCGAUACUCUGGAGUUUUCAGCUCGGCUAUGCCGCCUGAGAUUGGCACACCUCAGCAACCCGCCUCGCCUUCACGGUCAGCUCCAGAAGACAUGAACGUCAUGUUCGUCUGCGCCAGUCUUUUCGAGUUCAGCAUCGACAAGACUCGCAAAGAGGCCGGAUACCCGUACUUGCAAUACGUGCAAGGCGAAGUCUUUGACGUGGUGGCCCAGAAAGGCGAGCUGUGGCUGGCUAAGAACCAAGACGAUGCUUCCAACGAAUUGGGUUGGAUAUGGGAGCAGCAUUUCAUCAUCCUUUCUACCGAAUAA
Messenger RNA from Zasmidium cellare ATCC 36951, 5436 nucleotides. RefSeq lists its product as uncharacterized. Bases 1 to 5436 code for a protein of 1811 amino acids. Gene Ontology annotation, molecular function: guanyl-nucleotide exchange factor activity; protein binding. The transcript has a single exon. NCBI's taxonomy places the organism in Eukaryota, Fungi, Ascomycota, Dothideomycetes, Mycosphaerellales, Mycosphaerellaceae. The record is from RefSeq and is a predicted model, not a curated record. Gene Ontology annotation, cellular component: cytoplasm.